AUGCGAUUACUAGACGUUUUAUUUUUCGAAUUUGAUUUGAAGGAUUAUACUAUUGAUCAAUGUGCUUUGAAUAUAAAUCGAUGUGGAGCAACAACUCGAUUAAAACAUUCUAAUUAUCUACAAUUGAUACAAUUCAAUCAAUUGAAUUCAAUUCAAUUAAUGAAUAGUGAAAAAAUUCUAUUAACAUCAGAUAUACCAUUGGUAAAUUGUGCUUUAUAUAUAAUGAUGAAUUCAAUACAGCAUUUAGAUACCAUGUUUCCAAUUAAAUUCUAUGGUGAAUAUUAUAAAACAGUUAGAAUAUUAUCAAAUGGUAUUAUAAAUAUUGUGGAGUCAAAUUUUGGAAAAUUAUCUGGAAGCAUUAAAGUAUUUUAUGGAGUUUGGAAAACGGGUCAAGUGGAUAUUAUUCAUAAUGAUAAGUUUCUAACGGUAAGAUGGCCUAAUCUUAACAUUUACAAUGCACAUGGAAAAGAAAUGAAAGAACGUGCACAAAUAACAUGCACAAUACAUGUUAAUGGGAACAUAUCGAUUUUCUUUGAAACAAUACCGAAUGGAACAUUUAAUGAAACAGAAGAAUCUAUGCCUGGAAGUACUAUAUAUUAUCCAACGAAAAUUCAAAAUAAUGCCUAUUCACCUUAUUACAAAAACACUGCGAUAAAAGUUCCUGCAUUCUUGAUAAAGUCGAACACCUUGAUGGAGUUUAUACCAGAUCCAAUUUGCUCUGAUCAAACAUCAUGCGGUGAAUGCCUCAAACCAGGUGCAUUCGCUACAAAAUGUUAUUGGUGUCCAAGAACAAGAAGGUGUACUAAUACUCAUGAUAGUUAUGGGAGAAUGUGGAAGAAAGGAGAGUGUCAAAUACAGAAUAGUAAAAAUUGUACUGUUCAGAACGAUGUUCUAACUACUCCGAUCCGAAAUAUCAUCGGUGUAGCAAAAUCCUCGAUCAGAAGAAAUAAACUUACAAAUCUCACACAGAAAAUUACAAACAACAAAUUAUCAGAACAUGUACCCAAUACGACUACUGUUCAAGUAAUUCAAGUUAAUAAAACAUUGAGUAUUCAACUAGGCAAUAUGUUUUUUAUACUUCACCAUGUGAUUGAUAGUUCGUAUAUAAUCUUAUGGAUGUUAGCGACUGUAUUCAUUAUUCACUUUAUUAUCCUUUUCAAUAUAUUAUGUAAUCUAUUAUAACUUUCUUACUUCUUAUCAAUGAUUUCUUUGUUAUCACGAUAUUUAUUCACAAGUUAUUAUUCUUAUUUAUUCACUUAUUCACUGUAUGUUCUGAGAAGUUGUAUGUUUCUAGGGCAAUGUUGGUCUUCAUUAUUUGAUUUGUGCAUACAUGAUUAUUAUUAAACAGGAAUUGAAUGGAUUUUCAUCAGAAUAGUCAUUGAAUUACAAAAUGAAUUAAAGACAGAUAGCAAAACUAAAUGACAAGAGAUCCAAAUGUUUUAUGAAAUAUGUAAAAAGAUAACUGUUAAAUUGUGCACAAUAUUUCAAAUUGUUGUUGUGUCCCGAUAAGAAUAAUGAAUGGUCAUUUUCUGGGAUCUAUUUAUGGACCAGUAUUGUGUGUAUAUUUUUGUUGUAUAAUUGUUAUGUAACUAAACUAUUCAUAUUCAUGGUCCUCUUAUUAUGAGCUUUAUUUUAACUUAUGAACUGUUAUUAUACGAUUUUCCAUUCUUGAAUUAUGCCCUGUCUAUUAAUCACUACCCCCCACAUUCACAGCCACAUUUGGCCAAAUCUUGUACAAAUGUUGUUUCAUAUUUUAUUGGUACGUUUUGGUCUGUUUGAUUAGUACAUAAACCCAGUAUGUUUGAAAUAUAAUGAUUCAUAUCGCAGAGGCUCGGAUUGGUGUUCUGGACUUAACUGGUUGGGCUAGGUGGAAAGCAGGACCAAUCAAAACUCUAGACUGUUCGCACGUGUUUUACGCGCCCUUGGUCCGAUCGAUAAUUCGCUGCUCCCUAAUUGGCGGUUACAAGUUAUAACAACUGUUUAACUAUAUUAAUUUUUCGUUCAC
Molecule: messenger RNA, 2005 nt
Organism: Schistosoma mattheei
Lineage: Eukaryota; Metazoa; Platyhelminthes; Trematoda; Strigeidida; Schistosomatidae
Source: the annotation of a GenBank genome assembly